UGUGCUUAUUGACAACCAGCGAAUACAUCGUAAUUACAUUCCUUUUCUGUCGAAAGACUCGAAGCGAAACAGUUCGUCACGAAGUUUUCAAGCAUUUUCAUACGAAAUCAAAACUGCUGGUCAACAACGAUAUCUUAAAGAAAUAAGUGCGAACUGAAAGCUAAACUAGCAACAGGAAAAUGCCUAAGAACAAGGGAAAAGGAGGUAAAAAUCGUCGUCGUGGAAAGAACGAAAAUGAAUUCGAGAAACGUGAAUUGAUUUUCAAGGAAGAUCAGCAAGAAUAUGCUCAAGUCACUAAAAUGCUUGGUAAUGGACGUCUGGAGGCGACUUGUUUUGACGGAGUGAAACGUCUGUGUCACAUUCGGGGGAAACUCAGAAAGAAGGUUUGGAUCAAUCAAGGUGAUAUCAUUCUGGUUGGUUUACGUGACUAUCAGGAUUCGAAAGCAGAUGUUAUCUUGAAGUACACACCCGAUGAGGCGAGGAAUUUGAAAACCUAUGGCGAGUUCCCCGAAUCAGUGCGCAUCAACGACACAGUCACCUUCGUCGAGGAUGGCUUCGAUGAGGAUAUCGAAUUCGGUGAUGAGAUCAGUUCCGAGGACGAUGCUGAUUCCGUUGACAAUAUAUGAUUAACAAGAAAUAAGCGCGAGUCUUCAAACCAACAAGAGGAAGAAUUAAGUAAAAUGAAAUUUUGAAAAGAACCAAUAAAUAUAAAAUGGAAGUA
Anastrepha obliqua is the source of this 721-nucleotide messenger RNA. RefSeq names its product eukaryotic translation initiation factor 1A, Y-chromosomal (gene eIF1A). Lineage: Eukaryota; Metazoa; Arthropoda; Insecta; Diptera; Tephritidae. Gene Ontology annotation, biological process: translational initiation. Gene Ontology annotation, cellular component: cytoplasm. The transcript is spliced from 3 exons. Bases 180 to 626 code for a protein of 148 amino acids. The record is from RefSeq and is a predicted model, not a curated record. Gene Ontology annotation, molecular function: RNA binding; translation initiation factor activity.